Molecule: messenger RNA, 1714 nt
Organism: Ciona intestinalis (vase tunicate)
Lineage: Eukaryota; Metazoa; Chordata; Ascidiacea; Phlebobranchia; Cionidae
Source: RefSeq, a predicted model, not a curated record
CUAGCACCAUAUGUUGUCUUUAUUUAGGUAUAAUAAGCUACGGUUAAGCUGUGUUAGUGUUUAUAACAUAUUUUUGUUAAUCAUGUUUAAAGUAAUUAAUAGUUGUACAAGAUUGGCAAGCUAUGCAAACAAAUAUACCAACAAAGCUAAAGUUUUUUAUAACUUCAAAUGCUUGGCCAGCUUUACCAAACGAGAUUAUUCAAGCUCAUUGGAUAUGUCUAUCGGAUUGUCUGAUGAAGUCAAGGAAUUUCAGUUGCUUGCACUCGACUUUGCGAAAAAAGAACUUGAACCAAACAUGCAGAAAUGGGAUGAACAGGGUCAUUUUCCGGUAGACGUCAUUAAAAGAAGCGCCAAUUUGGGUUUUGGUGGGUUGUAUUGUGAUGAAAAGUAUGGAGGAACUGGUUUAUCUCGUUUGGCUACGAGUGUUAUAUUUGAAGCACUAUCGACUGGAUGUGUCAGCACUACAGCAUAUAUCAGCAUUCAUAAUAUGGUCGCUUGGAUGGUGGAUUCAUUUGGAAAUGAAAAACAGAAGAAUAAAUGGCUGCCUUCCCUUACUGCAAUGGAAAAGUUAUCAUCGUAUUGUUUAACAGAACCAGGCAGUGGUAGUGAUGCAGCUGCUUUGAUCACAAGUGCAAAGCAAGAUGGUGAUAACUACAUUUUAAAUGGAUCCAAGUCCUUUAUCAGUGGUGCAACUGUGAGUGAUGUAUAUCUGGUUAUGGUAAGGACAGGGAAGGAAGGACCAAAGGGAAUUUCAACACUACUUGUGGAGAAAAAUACGCCUGGCUUAACUUUUGGCAAGUCUGAAGUUAAGCUAGGGUGGAAAAGUCAACCCACAGGAAUUGUUAAUUUUGAAGAUUGUGUUGUACCAGUAGAAAAUCGGAUUGGUCCAGCAGGAAGUGGAUUUAAUAUCGCAAUGAAAGGUCUUAAUGGUGGAAGAAUUAAUAUAUCAUCCACCUCUCUUGGAGGAGCACAGAAAUCUUUUGAACAUGCCAGAGAUCAUUUGUCUGUCAGAAAAGCAUUUGGAAAAGAACUUCUUCAUAAUCAGUACCUUCAGUAUCGUAUGGCAGAGAUGGCAACUAAAAUAACAUCGUCACGAUUUUUAGUUCGUCAAGCAGCGCAAGCAAUGGAUGAGAAACAUCCAAAUGCUCCAGCACUUUGUGCUAUGGCUAAAUUACACGCAACAGAUAACUGUUUUGAUGUUUGUAAUUCUGCUUUACAAAUGUUUGGAGGAUAUGGUUACUUAUGUGAAUAUCCUGUGCAACAAUUCGUCCGAGAUGUCCGAGUAAACCAAAUACUAGAAGGCACCAAUGAAAUCAUGAGGCUUGUCAUUGCAAGAGAUACUUUAUACUAAAUUCUUAAUAAAACUAUAACUGCCAAAUUGUAUACACAUCAGUUUCACUGUGCAAUUGUUAAGAGGCAAAAGACAUGUUCGUACAUUAUAUAUUUAUUAGAAAUACUUUUUCUUAUUCUUUGCAUAAUAAUGAACAGUCAGUACAUUGUAUAUUAUGUAAAUCUCCGAGUAUGCCAGAAUUGUUAAGGACAUUUUUGGGCUUUUAGUUUGUCUUUUAUGCACACUUUUCUUUAUAAAUAAAAAUUCUGAUAUGCUUGCCAUACAAGUCAGGAAUGACACAAAUACAACCUAAUUCUGCAAAUUUAUUUCAAUACAAAGAAUGCAACAUGAUUUAAAAGUGAAAUAAAACAGCAUCGCAGAAUA